Mitosporidium daphniae is the source of this 546-nucleotide messenger RNA. Its product is annotated as putative zn2+-binding dehydrogenase nuclear receptor binding factor-1. Lineage: Eukaryota; Fungi; Microsporidia. The transcript is spliced from 3 exons. The coding region runs from base 1 to 546 and encodes 181 amino acids. The record is from RefSeq and is a predicted model, not a curated record. Gene Ontology annotation, cellular component: mitochondrion. Gene Ontology annotation, molecular function: trans-2-enoyl-CoA reductase (NADPH) activity. Gene Ontology annotation, biological process: fatty acid metabolic process.
AUGCGUCGCGGAUACCCGUGCUCUUUGUUUUUAAUUUGGCUAGUAAAGCUUACAACCGCAAUUCCAACUUCAUUUGGAAGCCCAUUUCGGCACCAAAAUAACAACGCUCCCGAUGUACAUGUAAAAUGGAUGGCCGCACCCAUAAACCCCUCUGAUCUUAACCAGAUCGAAGGGGCUUAUCCAAUCCGUCCAGAUUCUUUUCCAGCCGUUGCUGGAAACGAAGGCGUUGGAAGAAUCGUCGAGGUUUUGACCUCUGGAACCUCCCUUUGCAAAGGCGAUUGGGUGAUCCCAGUUUCUCCCGGCACCUGGAGGGAAGAAUCUUUCGUUUGCUCAAACGACCUUAUAAAAGUGGACAACACGCUUCCCUUGGCAAUGGCAUCGAUGCUCCACGUGAAUCCAUGCACUGCAUACAGGCUUUUAGACGAUUUUUCGAUCAUGAAGCCAGGUAUCAGUGACUAUGAACAACCAGAUCCUAAACAUAGGCUCUCUAUUAAUCCAAAAUGGAGCAAACUCUGCCGUCGGCCAAUCGGUGAUUCAAAUUGCUAA